Molecule: messenger RNA, 2155 nt
Organism: Ectocarpus siliculosus
Lineage: Eukaryota; Phaeophyceae; Ectocarpales; Ectocarpaceae
Source: the annotation of a GenBank genome assembly
UGCAGCUUCGUGUGCGUGGGGACGUCCAAAGGCCUCCCCUCAACAGCGAAUCAUCCUUUUAGGUCUCCUCGCCUUGUGCUUGCUAACACUGAUAAGGCGACGUGAGGGCCAUCGAUCAUUCAUCAGAGUCUUCAGUCCUGCAAACGUCACCAGAUCACUAACGCAGUCGACGGACGGUAUUGCUUAGUCUAGACCGAAACAAGCGCAGCCGUCCGCAACCGCGCGGGGCUGGUACCAUGAGAUUGCCGCAAAUAGCGGGCGUCUUUCUUCUGUCUAUAGUCGGAGGUGAAGGGUUCUUCAGCCCAUGUGCUGGCCGGCAGGUGUGUUCGGGCCGCCGCUCCGCGCCCAUCAACGCACAUCAUCAGCCUUCGUCUACAACAUACCGGCGGUGGGAUAGUCGUACCGGGGGCAGCGUGGGACUACUUCGGGGUGGGGGGGGGCGCAGCUGGACGACCAGGCGACAGUCUUCAUCUCUCAGGCUAAAGAACGCAGCCGCGAAUGACGAGGAGGCUGGGUUGGGCGACAAAGCAAGCCUCAUGCCAUUCUCUAGGCCGAUUACGCUACAGGGUAUCGAGUUGACAUGGGAUGUCGUCGCGAUUCUGGUGGUGUACUUCGUUCAAGGCGCUCUCGGGCUCGCGAGGCUGGCGACGACGUUUUUCUUCAAGGACGAGUUGCACCUGGCCCCGGCAGAGGUAGCUGCCCUCUCAGGCUUGUUCACCCUCCCUUGGGUAUUCAAGCCGCUGUAUGGGUUCCUGAGUGAUGGGCUGCCAGUCUUCGGGUACCGCAGGAGAUCGUACAUGGUUCUUGCGGGGCUCCUGGGGGCAUCGGGUUGGUUUUGUUUGGCCAACUUUGCCGAAACACCGUUCCAAGCUACGGCAGCCAGUAUUGUAGCGAGCUUGGGCGUGGCGGUAUCCGACGUCGUAGCCGACAGCAUCGUGGUCGAAAAGGCGAGAGAUUCAGACUCUCAGGCUGUUGCCGGGGGGCUCCAGUCCUUGUGUUGGGGCAGCGCUGCUGUGGGGGGAAUCACCAGCGCGUACUUCUCGGGAUCUCUGCUGGAGACGAUGACAACGAGAGAAGUCUUCUCUUUGACGACCUACCUGCCGCUGUUGAUCACGGUUUGCGCCAUCUUCAUCGACGAGAAGCGGCUGACCGAGAACAUGAGCAGUCCGAAACAGAUUGUGUCGGAGCAAGCAUCCGCGCUGUGGUCGGCCAUCAAGAACAAGUCUGUAUGGCUGCCGGCGCUUUUCAUCUUCCUCUGGCGUGCAACGCCUUCCUCCGACUCGGCGUACUUCUUCUUCCUCACGAACGACAUCGGUGUCGGGCCAGAGUUCCUUGGACGGGUUCGAUUGGGAUCGAGCAUCGCAAGCCUGGUUGGGGUGUGGAUUUUCCAGUCGUUUCUCAAGGAGACCAAGAUAAGCAAGGUGCUCUUCUGGACUGCUGUGGCGGCUGUGCCAUUAGGGUUCACUCAGUUGCUGCUCGUGUACCACAUCAACCGGGACCUUGGGAUCCCGGAUGAGCUGUUCACGUUUGGAGAUGACGUCGUGCUCACGGUCCUCGGGCAGAUCGCGUUCAUGCCAACCCUCGUGCUUUCGGCGAGAUUGUGCCCCCCAGGAGUGGAGGGGACUUUGUUUGCGUUGCUCAUGUCAAUCUUUAACGGGGGGGCUAUCGUCGGCAGCGAGUUGGGGGCCUACCUGACCCGGGUGAUGGGGGUCACCGAAGCUGACUUCCGUAACCUUGGUAUGUUAAUUGCGAUAUGUAACGUUAGCAGCUUGCUACCGCUGCCGUUUUUGAAGUGGAUUGAUUCUGUGGAGGACGAUGAGAAGGAUACUGACGCCAAUACCCCCGGAAAAAGAAAGUAAUAGAAGGUCGUGGGAAUGAUUUUGCUCAUGACACGGCUUGCAGUUGAUUGGUGUUGUUUGUUGGCAACACCGAGGCUUGUACGGUGUGCUGUGGUGCAACCACGGUCCUUAAUUGAUGCCGCGGUGCCUCUUGUAGCGUGGGAUGUGUGCCUUAUUAGUCGAAAACCUUGAAGCAGCGAUGGGUUAAAAUUAGUGUUAUUAGUUCUACAAGUAUUAAUGUGAUAGAAUUCAUCUGUACCAGAGAAGUGGAAAUACAAACGUUAGAAGGAGAGCGAAACAAGUCAGAUUAAAUCUUC